AUGGAUCAGAUGUCAACGCCCCGCGUCAACUGCGGCCUGCUGAACGCCUAUGUCGGGCGCAAUGUCAUGGUGAUAGGCAAGGUCCAGCAACUCCGCGGCGACGUCGCCCUGAUCGACGCCGACGGCAACAUUACGGCCAGCCUCAACCGCGACUCCCACCUACUCGUCGGCAACGCCGCCCAGCUCAUUGGCAAGGUCAACCCGGACUUGUCCUUGAAGGUUCUCACCUCGAUGGACCUGGGGUCCAACGUCGACAUGUCCCUCUGCCGGUCGGUCGUCGAGGUGGCGCAGAAGCUCAAGCCGAUGUUCGAGUCGGAGCCCAGUCAGCAGCAUUGA
Molecule: messenger RNA, 336 nt
Organism: Gaeumannomyces tritici R3-111a-1
Lineage: Eukaryota; Fungi; Ascomycota; Sordariomycetes; Magnaporthales; Magnaporthaceae
Exons: 3
Coding region: 1-336 (111 amino acids)
Biological process (GO): DNA replication; nucleotide-excision repair; base-excision repair
Cellular component (GO): DNA replication factor A complex; nucleus; site of double-strand break
Molecular function (GO): single-stranded DNA binding; damaged DNA binding
Source: RefSeq, a predicted model, not a curated record